Porites lobata is the source of this 13836-nucleotide messenger RNA. The record is from the annotation of a GenBank genome assembly. Lineage: Eukaryota; Metazoa; Cnidaria; Anthozoa; Scleractinia; Poritidae.
UUCAGUCAAGGAUCGAUUGGCAACUUUUUCUACGUCAACUUCAUGAUAAGUGAAUUUUCCUACCUGAAUAUCUCCAGCAUUGGGCGGAAUCUUAUUCAAGAAGAAAACGAUUGUGGCUACGCCUGUUUAGAAAUUCCUUCAUGUUUUUCCUACAAUGUGGCUGCCUUCCCUGAUGUCAACGGCAAACUUCUGUGCGAACUCCUGCCAUCGGACAAGUUUAACAACUCGGACAAGUUCAACGCCAGCAAAGAGUUUCAUCACUUUUAUAUUCCGGUAAGUCAAACUUCUAAUUAAUCAAAAAUGUUCCUUCUGGGGAAAAUAAAAAGUUUCUUCUUGUUUGUUUGUGUGAUUAUUUUCUUUUGACUCUCGCUAGUUUCGAAAGUUAGCAUUUGUUAAUCAAAAUGUAUCUCUUCGCUUGGAAAAUCUUGAAUGCAGUGGAUUACGUUGUGCUUCAAAUGCAAAGGAAUUGGCUAAUGAGUUUGGAUAAAGAAAACCUUAUAAAAGUUUUACGACUAAGUUAAACCUUUCAACUCUUAAUUUAAACAUCUGCUGAUGCCCAAACAUACCUGAUGAAAUCGAUAUAUUUAUGUUCGAAUGUCCUAAACGUUAGUGAGGGGGGAGUUGCUGACAAAGGUCUCGACUGAAAUAUUUUCCGACAAAAAGCGUUUAGCUCGUACAACACAUUUGUCAUAUCAUGAAUUUUGCUUAUUACUAGUUUGCAUACUUGGCUUGCCUUAAAAGUUACAGAAACGUUUUAAUACUCCUAUUUUAGGCUAAUCUUUUGCCAGCUAGACUAUAUCAGCACAACGCCUUGAAAUUCGGUAGCAUCUCUGCAAAUUUCUGGGUAAAUGAAACAGCGUUGACUUUCAAAACCUCACUAAAAACUCAACUGAGCAAAUCCAGCGGGGAGUGCAAGAGAUAAAAAUGUAUCUUGCUUGCCGUCCUUAAUUAUAUCGAUGUCAUUUAAGCAUCGACAUGUAUGUCAAAUUCGUUGCUUUUUGAAUCCAUGAAACAAAGCGAAAGGGAAACAAAAAAAUUUAAUCCCAACUUUUGUAGGUUUAUAGUAAGCUGCAUUUAAUCCACAGUUCGGCUCGUUGAAGUAGUUAUAACAUCAUAUAGUGAAGACAAUGAAUGUCUAUAGUUUUCGUACUGAAAGUUAACUGAGGCCCCAAAACUUUCUCUCUGUCUAGUGCUUUUCUUGUUCUGUUUGGACAUUACUAUGGCAACACAAAGUACCUGACCUGUUAACCUAUGGGAACAUUCAACUGAGGGAAUUCGUAUCCACUAAACGUUCCUGGCAAUAAAUCAAUUUAAACGAGUAAACUGCCUUGUCGAAACAAUUUUUAUUGUAUCGAGUUCUUCGUUCUUUUUCACAAAAGCGAGCCACUUUGAUACUCAUGUUUGGCUGAUUCAAUGGGAUAUUGCCAUAGCAACGCACAUUUAAAGAUAGGACUGCCACCUGUAACUGAUGAACCGUUCGUGUUUUGUUAUUUAAAAAAACAGCUUUUGUUAUUGCGUCACAAGAAAUACAUGUUACUGGCAGUAGACGUUCUACACUAUGAAAAAGCAAGCAUCAAGUUUUCUAAAAAACGGAGACAAUAAUUAAGGGACUUAUCAAAGUCUGCUUUACAUUUGUUAGAGCUGCGCAAAAUUCCCCUUACUUGAUCUUAUUUUAUUAUUUGCAAUAUAUAUAUUUUUUAAUCUUUUCUUUCAUCGUCCUUAUUUCGAGAAACACCUCGAUUUUUGUAGCCUGUUAUAUAGGCUCCGAGAUAGUAGUGCAGCGGGAGAAGGGACAGAGAGGAUCAUAUUUUUUUCCCGCCGCUAUCCCCUUUCCUUGAUCGCGUGCGUCUUAUUUUAAAUAGGUUUCCUUCUUUUAUGUUACCGAUGUCCCUACUUUGAGAUCCUACGCAGUAUACCCGGAAUUUCAACAUGGAUGAUUGAAAACAAGCCUAAAAUUUCGAAUUUAUUAGGUUUGCACAAAAUCUAGUUAUUAGCAGAUUUCUUGAUGAGUUAGUACACAACUUACAAUUUGUUACCCCCACUUUUUAAAACAACUUAACCAAAUUUUAACAGUAUUUAAUUUUUUUAACAAAUUAAGACAAAAAGUAAGCAUGUUCAACAGUUAAGCACUCGUUGAAAGCACGCUACAUGUAUAUAUCAAAGGCGACAAAAGCAGAUAAUUUUCGUACCAGUCUUUGUUCACUUAUUGGCUGCAUAUCUCCUCCUGAUAAAAAUGUUAACAUUCGCAUAAAAGUGAUAAAGUACUUCUAAAGAAACUGUGUUCAGCCUCCUUAAAGGCCAACUGAAAGUCGGGAGGAAAGAAUUGUGCCAGAAAAAAACGUUUUAUUUCUUAGAAUGCAAGAAAAUGCAAUUUAAUUGGACGAAGAAAUUUACAAAGUAUAAGGAAUAUAAGAUGGAGUUUCAUUAGAAUUCAUAGAAAAACGCAGAAAAAAUGCAUUUAAAAGAUAUCCUGACCAGCUACGACAGAGGCCAAGCAGUGGCUCUUUAUGCCAUCGUCAGGCCACUCGCCGAUAUAUAUCUGCAGCCUGUUCAUCCUACAUCCUGGGCUGCGUCAAAAGAAUGCAUUGACCAGAAGCAACUAGCUGAGAAUACAACAGGCUGUGAACCCACUCACUGGGGCAAUUAAUGCAGGCAUUAGAUAUAGCUUCUGUUCUCGUUCAGCAAAACCAGCCGGAGGCCUGAAAUAAUUUGAUGACCAAGCGAGUUAAAUUCAUUUAAUUACACAAGCUUAUUGCAUGCUAACCGAAGGGAAUUUUAGUUUGUAACUGCGCUAAAAUGAAAUUCAAAUUUCAAAUCAUCUGCGAUUAUUUUAGGUGCCGAGAAAGGAGAAUCCUGAUGAAUUUUUGAACGUGUUCACCGCUAAGAUGUUUUAUUUAUUUAUUUAUUUAUUUAUUUUUUCAUUCAGUCAUUCCGUUCGCUUAGACACAGAUAUGACUAAUGACAGCAGUUUGAUAGCCUGAAAAGUGGAAGUGCCUUGUGUUUUCUCAUUUGUAGUAACAAAAUAAAGUCCGGAAGAUUCAUCGAUAUUUUGGGGGCGUUUUUACUAAAUAAGACAAUUAUUCAACUCGCACUUGUUCCAUGGAGAUGAUUAUAGCCAACCAAUACCCAACAACCCGCAAGUGGAAUAAUUGUGUUACUUAAUGCUACAUGUAAAUAAAACUUGGGGCUCAAGUUGGUCGACGAAAGUCAAUAGCUGAAUUUGCCUUAAAUCCAGCAUACGUCUAAUAUCGAUAAAUGAUAUGCGUCACGCUUAUUACUGGAUAUUUUGACUUUGUAAUGAAAUGGUCUUUACUUACAGCAGUAUCCUUUCCUUUGUGUAGUCUCCUUGUGACAGUUCGCCCUGUAAGAACAAUGCAAAAUGCAUUUCUUUGUACCAGGAAAAUGGAUAUAAGUGUAUCUGCGUGAAAGGAUUCACAGGAAAAGACUGCGAAACGAGUAAGAAAUACUGAGUUGAAACAAUGUCGCCACUAACUAUAAUACAAUCACAGGUGAUACACUAUUAACGCACUUUGCAAGUGGGUAUUAUCUUUAUUUAUUUAUUGACGUUUACUUCUCUGAGCUCACUACAAUAAGAAGUUCUAACUGAGAAGACUUAAAAACUACCUUGAAAGAAAAGUCGACCAAUAAGUUUCACGCUGAACUUUUACUUUUCCUUGACGUUACCCGACCACAAAUUUCAAUUUUCCUGCUUGAUGGAUGAAGUUACUUAUUUAUAGACAGGUUUCUUCAACAACCUCUAGAACAAGGUUUACAUUUACAAGUUGUGUUUUGACUCUUGUUAAAGUCUAAUGUAUACCUUGGCUGAAAGGUACAUAUCAUUUUUUUUUGUUAAUAUCUUUGAUUCUCUCUCCUGCAGAUAUAAAUGAUUGUGUCAAUUUUACUUGUUUGAACAACGGAACUUGCAUCGACCUAAUCAAUGGCUUCAACUGCAGUUGCCCUCAAGGAUUUGCCGGCAACCGAUGCGAAAUUGGUUAGAUACUUGUUGAUGCUAUUGGCUUUACAUUUCCGCUAAAAGGCAACAUGAAACACCGUCCAACAUUAGGCUGAUGUUGGACGCUGUUGAAUGCUGAUGGCUGAUAAAUAUGGAUCAAUUUUAAAUCCUACAUGGAUCCUACAGCAUCCGACAAUCUUAAUGAUGUUAUACCUGCAACAUACGUCUUUAUUGCGCGGCUCUAGGGUCCACUGGAUAGAUGUUUUGCAAUUUUAUUGACCUCGAAUUCCUCUCGGUCCAAGAAAAACUUGGCCAAUAAUAACGCAUUUAUCUUGGCCUAACAAGUUUGGUCAUUAACGCAUACAUAUUUAUUUGUCACUCAAUUUUUGAUUAUAUUUCCUUUAGAUAUAAACGAAUGUGAGAGUAGUCCUUGUUUAAACAACGGAACAUGCACUGACCGAGGCAACGGAUUCAGCUGCAGUUGUCUACCAGGAUUUUCGGGCAAUCGAUGUGAAAUUGGUUAGCUGCGUUUAGCUAUUAUUUUUAUUGUUUAUCGUCGUGAAAAUCUAUGCACUAAGUGACGGUGUUGGUGUCACAUGUUCAAUUAUUGUUGUUUUUUGAAGAAGAGAUUUAUUUGCAUUUAUAACUUUCUUUCGCAACUUUCAGUUCGUUGAAGUCUAUGCAGUAAAGAUUACCCUCCGUAAAAGUUGGUUUUGGUUUCUUUUUUCGUUUGCAAUUUAUCUGUGAUUAUUGUUUCCUUCAGAUAUAAACGAGUGUGAGAGCAGACCCUGUUUAAACAACGGAACUUGCACUGACCGAAUCAAUGCAUUCAACUGUAGUUGCCCACCUGGAUUUUCUGGCAAUCGAUGUGAAAUUGGUUAGUAUAGUGUUAAGCUAAUUAUCCUAUAAUGGCCUCGUAAGGUUAAGACGUCCUCAAAUGUCAACGCCUAUCCCCCACUUCAAAAACUUCAAAGGAAACUGGGUACAACCUUUGGGAUCAGUGAUUUUGGAUCGUUUUGGUGGACAAGAGUUAAUUAUGAUUGAUCGAUGGUAUUUAAGGCAAUCAUUAACCAAUCAUAAACAACGCUUGUCAACCAAACGAUCUGAGAUCAAAUGGUACAAAAAAGCCAGUUAAAUAAACUGCCACCAACCCCCCUCCCCCCUCCUUCCAACUUGUUUUUUCCAAAAAAGGCAAGGGGCCGUUCAACUGACCGUUUCAAAUGUACUUCAUGUAAGAAAGCAUCCGGCGUUGGCCCCUUUGUAUUUUGGAAUCGAUCUUGUCUCUGGCAAUAGACCUUAUUCACGAUACGCGCCAUCUUUGCACGCGUUAAAGGACGUUGACUGACGGCAUAAUAGCAAUGUCACGUGGUUUCUGAGGGUGGGGGGGGCACAAGUGAUAAAAUCUGCCAAUGCACAAACUCGCGGUCGAGUUUGUGAGUUCUAGACAUCAGACAAAUAAGAACUUUUUAUCUGAAAGAUGAAAAUAGCAAGUUAGGGCCUGUGCAAUAAUUAUCAGGACGGGGGAAUGAAAAACUAGAGUUAUCUAGCAAACACUUAGACAGUACCCCCCUCAAAAACAAAAAAAUUAGUUCUAACCCCCCUCUGUUAUGUUAAAAAAUAACGUCGCACCCCCCUCCCCCCCUCCCACCACACUGGUAAACUUAGAACUGGACUGAGCUGCCAUCACACCUUCAAUAAUGACAAACGUUUUUACGUAACAUCUAGUAUCGAGUAGGAUGUUGAUCGCUUGAUCGAAGAUUUAGACAAAGCAUUUGCUAAGUACCGGGGUGCUUACCACAUUGGCUCAAAAUCUAAAACUUCUGAAGUCAGAAAGAGAAAGGAGCAGAGAAAAAAAAAUCAAAGAAGAGGAGAUUGAACGCUUCAAAUAACAGACGAAAAAGAGCUUGCAUUAUAUUUAGAUCCUUGGGAGGAGAGCCUGUUGAACUUUGGUAUGAGCCAGAUAUAUAUAUGGAAUUCAGCAAAUGGAUUCAGUAUCGGUAAACAGCUGUUCGUAUUGAUAUUUGUUACAGUCUCUCAUGAUGCCUGUAUUGAGAAUCUUUCAUUGCGUUUAAUUUUAUUUACAUUUCGAAUAAAACCUAAGCCCCCCUCCGUUAACUGAGUGAUUCUACUUUGAGCCCCCCCUAUCUUGGCAGCAAUUUUAUGUAAUGCUCCCCCCUCUAGUUUUUCAGCCUCCUCUCCUGAUAAUUAUUGCACAGUCCCUUAUGGGUCCCUUCAUUUCUCAGUUAUUUCAAAAUCCUGGGUAUUAUCCGAGCCCCAAGAAGUGAGCCCGCGCCCUCUUGCUUUGCAGUCAAGCGCUGUACCCGACUGAGCUAAUCCUGCCGCGGUAUUAAGACGUUCAAAUUAUAUUUUUCCAGGAUACAUAACCAGGGGGAAAUUAGUUCUUGCUUUCUCUUUCUUCUUUAGGUUUCAUUUCGUCACUAGCAAAACAGUUCGGCCUUGAGCCUGCGAUUGGAAAUAACAGCAGCUGGGCUCUUUGUUGGCAGGCCUCCACUCAUGGCUGGGCAGGCAGUACCUUCCACAGCAGAUGCAACGGGAAAAAUCACACGAUCACAAUCAUUAAAAAAGACCAGUACGUGUUUGGAGGAUACACUGAUGUUCCCUGGGGUAAGGGUUUUUUUUUGGUGGGGGAGCGGCGGGGGUGCGGCGCUAUUUUUGUUGUUAUUGAUAAUAAACAGAAGAUUGACCGAAACCAGAACCUACAGUGCGUGUAUACCAUUAUUUUACAGCGGUAUUAAGUCUUUACUUCAAUUAAACAUUGCCAACCUUGAUGCAACGCGGUCAUUUGUUUUUGUUUGAAAUCGCGCUUUUGUAAAUGGCGCGCUCUGAUUGGUCAACACUUUUGCCAGGCUUUCUUGCAAAAGACAAAAUAGUAUACAACUAUCCCCCGAAAGAGAGGUGAAUAGUUGCUGUAUUUACCGAGACGCGUAGCGUCGAGGUAUAUAUCUGCCCCUUUGAAUCGACCCUGAGGGGGAUAGUUGUCUUAGUAUUUACCAAAUCAGUUGGAUAAAAAUUAAAAAGGAACUUUUUGUAAGUAAAAGACAUCACUUAGUUAGAGUUUGUUUACGUUCCAAUUGACAGUGUUUCGGUGAUCAUUUUUUACGAUUUUGUUGCAAAUUCAAUAAGAAAUUUUUUUUUCUGUCGACCAGUAACACCAAAUUUUGUCUCUUUCUUAGUAUUUGUUGGUGCAGCUGCUUCAUUUACCGCUAAAAUUUCGUCUUUCGAAACUGUAGCGAAACGAGAAGCCAUUUUGAAUCUCGUCCCAAAACAGUGAAUUAUCCAAGGAUAUUCCGAGUUACGGGAGCCAAUCAGAACGCGCCAAAAUUGCUAUACCCUGAUUUGGUGAAUACUAAUCAGAGCUAGUCAGCUAUGGUCGCGUCGGCUUUUUGUGUUUCCUCAUCUGACAGAUGGUUGCACAGUUCGCCUGCAAAGUCAGUAAAUACGUAUUAUUUCUCAUGGAAGUGAAUAAGUCCAUUAACAUUUCAGGUUUAACUGAAAGAAACUUGUACGUCUUCGUGAGAUGAAGAGGUACUGAUUCAGUGUGACAAAAUGUACACGUGCAUUCAAGUUUUUAACAUGUAAGCCACGGCGAGGAUGCAAGGAACCGUUUUUAAUUUUCAGAUUUUUACCGUGGCAAUAGCGUUUAAUCGUUUUCCCGGAAAUGGUGAAGGACGAUGAUGGUAUUUUGAACAGGAGAGGUUUAUUGAGUGUAUGCCCACUACUACCAAAAGCGUUAGUUUGAUAUUUGCAAAGGUCAAAACAUAACUUGUUCGGGAAAUUUGUUGAAUAUCAUACCUUAGAUUGUAACUUGUAACGAUUAUCGAAUUUUAUGACAGCAGAGAAGGCUAUUUAGCAGAAAAUGUACCGUGACAGUUCAUAAGAUGAUGGCAAACAACGUUUAGAAGACGAGAGUGUCUAAUUGUCGCGGGUCUUGGGUCGGGAGUAAAAUGUCGCGGGUCCAGAAAAUUGUUGCGGGUUCAAAAAUAAACAGAUCUUUAAUUGUUUUAACUGGAUUACAAAUUUUAAAAUUAUUGUAACUGAUAACAAUUCAAAUUGUGAUUGCUUAAAUUUUAACGGUGUUCAUUCCUAUCUUUUGUAGAAUAAUUACAUAGGUCAGCUCAAGAGGUCAACAGAAUUACAAAAUGGGAAACCAUUAUCUUUGAAAGCUGCCAUUGUGUCAUUAGAUGAGCUGUCAGCUCUGAUUCUAUCUGGUGGUUUUAAAUUGGUCCAAUGUGCUAAAUUAUUUAUGCGUUGUUUUUGGGGAAAAAAUGAAACAUCGUUUCUGUGACGAAAUUCUGUUCAUAAGGGACAUAACGCCCUUUAACGCUGACAGUUCAUCUUCAUUUUGUACUUUUCUACAAGUCCAGCAUCUUGGUCCUUGUCCUCUUGUCAUAGUGUAAAAAAGGGGAUCGGUAUAGGCAACACACGACGGGCACGCGACUUUAACCUCGUGCCAAAAUGCUGCUUGUUCCAAUGAAUCUUUUCUUUGGCGGGUAGAUUAUGCUUUGGAGGAAAAAGGUUUUCACUCUACUUUAAAACUCACAGCUGAGAUGUCAGAAAGAGAGAUCACUUUCUAGGACACAAAAGUGAAAAAAGGGGUUGGAUUCAACAAGAAAUCAAUCUUAGACGUGUCACCCACCAGGCGUGAAGAAAGGCUUCAUUAAAGGAGAAGCGCUCAGUUCUAAUUCCUCUCAAACCACAUUUGAGGGAAAUAUCCAAAAUUUCCAAAAUCACCUGACAGAAAGAAGCUAACCUGCCGCUAUUGUGAGAAAGUACCUAUCUGGGGUUAAAUUCUUCGACAGGAAAACAGCCCUUCAACAGGGAAACAAAUCCCCGGCUUUACCGCGCCUAAAAGAAAAUACUAAUGAGAAAAUAGCACUUUCUACAAAACCAGCAACGGCUAAGAGAGAUCUUUAAGGAGCUUCCCCUCAUAUCAUAUCCCAAGGGAAAAUUCCUUAAGGACCUACUAGUUAAAGCGAAGUUCUGAAGCGGAGGGUGUAAAUUGCAGGUUCCCAGGUUGCAGAUCGCAAUUUGAAGUACGCGCGAACGGCGAACGGUCAACGCUAAACUGAUUUUGAAAAAAAAAAAAAACACGUUUUCGGUCUAACGUCUAACGUCUUUACAGCGUCACGCAAAACAGGAAUUGUCUUUAGUCCCAGAAAGUUGUUUGUUUGGAGUUAGAUUUUGCAGCCGGAGCCCUAUAGAUCAAAAUUUCUUAGCUUCACACUUUUAAAAAUAACAACAAAUGGUAAAAAAAAAAAAAAUCGGGAAUUCCAAAAGAGUACACUUUCAAAGGAACAAAAUAAAAAGAACGCGCGUAGAAAGAGUAACGCACACAUUGAGGGCCGGUCGGAUGUAAUUCGUCGCAAUAUCGGCAGUAACAUCAAUUUUUUGCUUUCUUUUUGUUUUUGAACACUUGACCGCUGUUUAAAAUCUAAACUAAGGCUCUCCAUGCAUGUGCUCGACCACGGCGUGAAUUCCAACGAGAAGCGAAUCUGAUUAUCCUAGCAUACCUUGCACAGCAUCCGAAUUUAAACUGAAUUAGAUGUCUGUCAUCGUUUGAAUAUUGUUCGCUUUAAAAUCAGGCCGUUCUUGUGCCUUCACUGAACCAUUUAAUCAUCAGUUUAUCAUUGACCGUUCGCGCGUACUUCAAAUUCUGACCUGCAACUUGCAAAUUACACCCUUCGGCUCUGAAUGGCAUAUAACUUUCAAUACAGUAAAAACCCGCGACUAAGAACCUACUUUUUCCCAGGUUAGCCUAAAUAGGUUCUUACAUAAAUGGUAAUAAGGACAAAUUUAGGCUAUUUGGGUUCUUAAAUAGGGUCUUAUUUUCUGAAGGAAAAAUAAAUUGUAGCUAAGAGCAUUUGGUGGUGUUCAGCUUAUUCUUUGCAUAAAAUCUGCAUGCCAAUACAUUCCAGUUAGGGUGAUAAGUCACUUAUGUCUCCAAAGGGGAUCCUGAAUGUUGACUUAUCCUAUUUGUCCAAGUGUACAAAAAAUGUUUUAAAAAAAAUUAAAAAUAAGAACCUGUUUUUAAAUUUUAGGCUAAACAGGUUAUCGUAUAGAGGGGGCCUCACUGGCAAAUUUUAGCCUAACAGGUUCUUAAAAACCAGGUUCUUAGUGACGGGUUUUUACUGUACAACUAAGUGCACGAGUCGUGUGUUGCCCAUCGCCUCUAUUUUUAACCAUGUGCCAGGGAUCACGGUCACAAGUUUCUGCUAGGUUUUCGUUCACGUUUCCGUUCACGUAACGUGAUUGUAUUCGGUAGAAGUUCUCCCAAAAGCUUGUUUUGAAAAAAAGAAAAAAAAAACAAAACAAAACAAAACAAAAAACAAAAACAAAAAGUGGGUUGUUUCAGAGCUUUUAGAAAGAACAGUUUGAAAAUGUUUAGCUUCCACAAGAAAAUUCCAGGGUCAUAAAUUGUUUUGAAAACCAGACAAUUAAACAAAGAAAAAUGAAAACAUUUUCCUAUACCCGCGAAAAUUUUCUGGACCCUCGAUCGACAUUUUACCAGCGACAAUUUACCCGCCACCCGCGCCGUUUAGAUUCUCUCGUUCGGAGGAUACACCGAUAUUCCUUGGAGUAAGUGCCUUUUUUGGUAGACUACUUGCCAUUCUUCCUUUCUGCUUAACAUCAGCCGGUAUCUUGGGAGCGAGCUGUCAUUUGCAAGCAAUGAAGUUAUUGGACAAAAACGGCUCGGUAUUAGAUGAGUUCUUUUCUCCGCAGCUCGAGUGUAUCUGUUAAGCUACCUUUGAAAACAAAAGGCAGGAAAAUACUCGCAGUCUAGAUAGUUUUCUUUGGAUAACCUCUUUACACUCUGCCUACCCUGCGAGCAAAGGCUACAUUUUCGCAGUGUGAGCUGGCGUGCAAAAAGUUACUACUUUUCGCACGCCAGCUCAUACAGCGAAAAUGUAGCCUCUGCUCGCAGGGUAGACUCUGCUCUAAGCGAUGGGUAAGAAUAUUAAUUUUGUCAGUUUAAAAUUUGGUACUCAAGUUUUUACUGACCCAGGUCUACUAAAGAUCCGGCGGACCCUCACUGGUUUGUCAUUGUGGUUUUGCCUUCAAAAGUGUUUUUGUCAGUAGACCUCUUUAGCUUGUAUAUAUGUUUUCUCUUUCCAAUGCAGGUCCUUUAAUAAUACCCCCAGAAAACUGCUUCCGUCAAGUUUUGUCUUAUUAAUGUCCAUAUGAACGAGAAGACACAGUAUCAAAUUCCCCUGGGACCUUCAAUGGGAAAACAUUUACGUACCUGUACACAGCAAUAGCGUUUUCUUAUAAGUAUACUGUUUAGCCAUUAUAUAGCGAAUAGCCUGCGAAAACAUCCGUUUCUCCUCGCUCUUCGUCGCUGUGGACGUUUCGCGCAGAGGAACGUCUGCGACUCAGCGACAGAAAUUCCAUACUGAUGACGUAAAAUCUGUCCAGAAUCCGGUCAGAAGCGCUGAUUGGUCGACGGAGCAGUUACAUUGUUUUAGCUAUUGUUUACAAAUGACAGACAAAAGACAAAAGGCCAAAAAGGUCAAAUGUAAACACGAAGAAUCUCUAACAAAACAGUCAAUAUUUGUGCAAUAUAGUCUUCUCUAGAAGGAGCAUUUGAGUUUUGCUGGAGCUCGUGGGCAGAUCAACACAACACUUUACCAAAAUCGACCAGAAGACACGCAAAAUUAGACAAAUUUAUUUUUGGAACCCCAUGACUACCGGAUUUAUUAUGUAAACAUUGAUUUGCGCCAUCAGUAUGGAAUUUCUGUCACUGAGUCGCAGACGUUCCUCCGCGCGAAACGUCCUCAGCGACGAAGAGCGAGGAGAAACGGAUGUUUUCGCAGGCUAUAUAACGAAGGAAAGACUAGUAAGCCCAUAGCUAUAUCACCUGACUCCCGUUUAAAAACUGUCUUCUGUCGACCAGGGAAUAACCAGCUAAGCGAGUGAGGUGUUUGGCACAGCUGUAAGAAACACAGCUUGUAUUUCUAACAAUGGGCCGUAAACAGAAGCUCCUGCCGUAAAGAAAUCCUUUUUUUGUUGAUCUUGAACAGUCCCAAAAUAUUUUAGGGGGGGGCGGGGGGGCUGCUAUGUUAAGCAUACCAAGCGAACCCAUCCACCCGCCUCCUUUUAGGCGUGGUUCAAGAUUUUAACGAUUAUUCCACUCUUUGCAUUUUUCUUUAUGAAUUUUUAAUGCAUCAUCGGUUAUUAGUUAACAACACCCCUUUAGAAACAAGAAGGAAUUUGGAUCGAAUUAACUUUUGCAAAGUCUUCUGGGACUGUUACUAGGGACAGGACACGCCCCAGUAACCGUCCCAGAAACAAUUGCGGGAAACAUUUCGGCUCCAGUUCCCUUCUCGUUUCUAAACUGGAGAAAUUAAGUUUGCUAACAAAAACCUUUCAUGGGGGGUUUACAUCGUCCACGUUUAACUAUUCCAUUCGCGGGGCUUAUAAAUCCAGAGAUAGUCGGUGGUAAUUAACAACACCCGGAAAAACUGUUUGAAUGCAGAGGUCCACGAAACGCUUAAAUAUGACUGACUGGCUCCUCUUGCCGGAUGUCAAAUUAAAGAGAUGCUGUAGCCAGAGGUCACUUAAAGUGUGAAAUAAAACAAAACUGAAUGCAGGGCUGGCACUACGGCAAAGGGCUGGCUGUUUCUAUUUCUAUUCUUAUUGUAUAAUCAUUUACCUGUAUAUUAUUAUAUCUAGUAUUAACAAUUGUAGUUAAUUAUUAACCACUUAUGUGAAUUUUAAUUCAAAUUUUAGGAGCCGUUAAAAGAUAUUUUCUCUCGGUAUAGCUCUGGCCUUGAGGAAGGCUUAUUUUGUAAGCCGAAAUAUUAGCCUUUGCCGAAGUGCCAGCCCUGCAUUCAGUUUUGUUUUAUUUAGCAACACACGGGUUUCGGAUCAUGUUUACCCGCAAAGUCAUCAAACAAUAGGACGUCAAACGCACAGCUUAACCGUAGAUAGAAUAAUAUAGGAGGUGGUUCUAGGGGUAAAUCCGGAGGGAGGGAGAGGGGCGGGGGUAAUCCCUCUUAGUAUAUACUAAAACAGCGGAUAGUGUUUUUCGCGCGCUCUGAUUGGCUACUCAAUCAGUGAAUGAUCCAGUGCUAUUCACUGAUUCACCUCCAGUUCCUCCGAGCGAGCGACGCCAAACUCACGUAAGUUACGAGCAAAAUCGCUUCCCGGUUUGCAGCUGUUUGCUGCCGUAACAAACAAAGAAAUUUCACAAAUAAUCAAACAAGCUGUGCCCAAAAUACACGAAGAAGGUAACGAAAUUCGGUUUGGGAGUCUUAACAGGUAAAGCUUUCUCUGUUUGACUUUAAUUUGUCGAUGAAACCGGUAAAAAAGUUUUUUGUUUACAAAUGCAAAUCAAGCUUAAGUCUUGCAUUACUUUACUUAGCUUAUUUAAUACUUUUUUUUACAGAAUGGUUUUUAAUACAAAGAGAACUAACAACUCCUUUUUCAAGAAAUGUCCCCGAAAUAGCUAAAAAAAUGACUUUAAAAGUUUUAUUUGUUAAAUGUCUGCUGGUUGAAAGUCGAAAUUAUAAUUCAAGUUUUUCUUUCUUAUUUAUUAUUGUUUUCUAGUGUCUGGGUGGUCUUACAGUGCCACUACCAAGUCGUUUAUUUUCUCUCUGGUGGACAAGGAAGGACUUGCACCAUUUAAGAGCAUGGUAAAACAUGCCAGUUCACCAUAUGCAAUUUACAAUGGGUUAACGUACGGUCCAACAUUUGGUGGGCAUGACUUAUACAUUGCUGAUAAUGCCAGUCGGAAUACUUAUUCCAGCACUUCAAGUUUUGGCCACUCUUACUCUCUUCCAAAUGGAGUUACCCACAGUUCUACAAUCCUGGCUGGGUCCACUAACUUUUCACCUGACGAGGUUGAGGUAUUUUAUCUCGCUUGA